UUAUUCAGAUUUUCCAUUGUCCCCCUCAAUUGAAUAUCUCGACCAAGUCAACGAACAUGGCGUCCACCGAACAGCUCAAUAUAUCCAACCUUUUCUCGCUCAAGGGCCAUGUCUGUCUAGUAACGGGUGGAGGAACGGGCAUUGGCUUGAUGGCCACCCAGGCUCUCGCAGCUAAUGGAGCCAAGGUCUACAUCACCGGUCGACGCAAAGAAGUCCUCGAAAACGCCGCCAAAACCCACACACCAAAGUCUUCCGACAAGACUCUGAAUGGUGAAAUUAUUCCCGUGGGCCCGUGCGACGUGACUUCCAAGGCCGACCUUGAGAAGCUCACCAAGGAAAUCGAGUCCCGAGAGAAAUAUCUUUCCCUCGUCAUUGCCGCGGCUGGCGUCUCCGGUCCAAAGGGCUUCCCCGACACCAGCGAUGCAGAACAGAUGAAGAAAAACCUGUGGGAAGAGGCCGUCGACGACUGGAAUGCGACGUACAACACGAACGUCACUAGCGUUUUCUUCUCCGUCGUGUCGUUCCUGCCACUCCUCCAGCGCGCUCCGGAACACCUGACAAGCAGUGUGAUCGUGAUCAGCAGUAUGUCCGGCAUGAUGCGGGAUUCGCAGGCACAUUUCAGCUACAAUGCUGCGAAAGCCGCGACGGCACACUUGUCCAGGAUGAUGAGUAAAGAGUUUGCCAAGACGGGCAUCAGGGUGAACAGUAUCGCUCCGGGUUACUUCCCGAGCGAGAUGACCAUGAAAGAAAGCGACGAGAAUAAUAAGGCACACAUGCCAGACGAGAAGGUCAAGGACAAGGGCCAUGCAGUACCAGCAGGGCGUGCAGGCAGCGAUGAAGAGAUGGCCAUGGGUGUUAUUUUCCUGGCGAGGUGUGGCUAUGUGAAUGGGGAGGUGUUGAAGUUGGAUGGCGGUGUCAUGAACGAGGUUGGUGGUGGUUGAUGUGGAACCUAGAGAUUUCAUUGUGUGGGAACAUGGAAGGAAAAUGUACUUGUGAAUGCAUGGCUGGCGUUCCUAGGCAGAUAUGGACAUCAUCCGAGAACGAAUUCUGAUGUUAUCUC
Molecule: messenger RNA, 1060 nt
Organism: Exophiala xenobiotica
Lineage: Eukaryota; Fungi; Ascomycota; Eurotiomycetes; Chaetothyriales; Herpotrichiellaceae
Exons: 3
Coding region: 57-941 (294 amino acids)
Source: RefSeq, a predicted model, not a curated record